AUGAGCUUCUCACUCACGUUCACCGAGCUGGCCAACAUCGCCAUCCCACAGUGCGGGGUGCUGAACUUCAAGGCCCUGCACCUCCUGCUGCACGGCAUCUUGGAGCACAUCCACAUGGCUGAGCUCAAGAAGGACCUCUCGGGGGAUGAGGACUUCCUGCAGACCUCGCAGGUGGCCAUCGUGCCCAGGGAAGGAGGCCAGCCCAUCCUCAACCCCAUGAACAGGCUCAGCAAUGUCUUCGACCAUGUGGUGAGCCGCCUCGACAAGAUGGAGAACCAGCUGGCCCUGCUGCAGGACCUGCCCUCCACCGCCCAGCUGCUGGAAGCCAGCCAGGGCAGCCGGCCCGUCCAGGACCUGUGGCAUCUGAUCAAGCUCCGGAAGAUGGUGGAGGGUCAUGAUGAAGUCAUGGCCAAGUCAAUGCAGACCCUGCAGGACUUGCUCACUGAUCUUCACGCGCUCCAGGUCACCAUCACAGCCCUCAGGAAGGAAGUGGACAUGCUGAAGAACAUGCUUGACAAGGUACACCCAGAAAAAAUGGAUAUCUUCGCUGAAGACUUCAAAAUACAGAACCGGAAGAUGGUUGCACUGCAGCGGGAAGUGGCUUCUCUCCAGAAUAAGUUUAAAACCAUCCCCAAAACCGAGGACAUGGUGCUCUGGAGUGGCCUCCAUGAUGCCAUGUUCACCUCAGAAAUUGGAUCAUCACAGCUGGACCUGUGGCAGUCCGUACAGCAGCUCCCAGAGGCUGCCCUGGUCCAGACCACCGAGUACCUUGAAGCUACUCGUGCCAUCCAGGUCUCCGAGCCCGUCCAGAACCCCCAGCUGCUGCAGACCAUGUGGCAUUACGAGGUCCCAGAGCUCCUCCUGGAAGGCUCAUCUGCCCAAGCAGUUUCACUCAGCAGAGCCCAGGAGCCAGCGCAGCCUCCAGCCCUCACGCCUGAGUCUGCACCUGGGCGCGCAACUGAAUUUGCACCUGGGCCCGCACCUGGGACUGAACCUGUGCCAGGGCUGGAGCUGGGGCUGGAGCUGGAGCCUGUGCCUACUCUGGGGCCUGUCCCAGGGCGCAGUGUGACACCUGGGUCCUUGCCAGCACCUUGGCCUGUGCUUGGACCUGUGCCUGCCCCAGGUGCCCAGCGUCCACCACCGGGUGGCUGGCCUGCACUCCCCAGACGCUGGCCUCUUCCCCAAGGCUGGCCCAGGGUGGGCUCUUGGCCUUUUUGGGACUUAGGUGUCCUGCGGCCAACUCAGGCCCAACCCUCCAGGGCCCCACCACCAGCCACCGAGUUUGGCUUAGUGUGGCCUCGACCACUGCAGCCGUAUCAGUCUCACCAGGGAGAAGCCCUCCAGCUCGCAGCUGUCCAAGUACAGGGGGAGGAAAAUGAUGUCCCCAGCCUGAGGGGCCUUCGGGAGAGGGCCCGCAAGGAUGGGGCCCCCAAGGAUAGAACUCGCAAGGAUGGGGUCCCCAAAGAUAGAGGUGGCAAGGAUGUGGACCCCCAGGAUAGAGGUGGCAAGGAUGGGGCCCCCAAGGAUAGAGCUCACAAGGAUGAGGUCCCCAAAGAUAGAGGUGGCAAGGAUGGGGCCCCCAAGGAUAGAGUUGGCAAGGAUGGGGACCCCAAGGAAGCACAGCCUAAGGCUCCCCAGUCUGCCCUUCACCGGCUGAAAACCACCGCUGCCAUCGCCGCCGCCGCCGCCGCAGCCUACGCAGCCGCCGCAUCCUCCGCUGCCCAGGCAGCCAAGGUUGCUGCCCAGUCUGUCAAGGACGCCCCAGCCACCAAAAUGGCCACCAUUGCAACAGACACGGCUGCAGCUGGGCCCCUAGGGGUCUUUGCAGAUGUCCUGGGUGCAGGGCCUUCCCGGGGAGCCACAGAAUCCCAGGUCUUGGGCGAUGAUUCCGAAAUCUACGAAAUCCUCUCUCCCUCCUGCUCUGCUGCCAGCAUCGGUCCUGAUACAGCCCUGUCCCAGGCCAUGGUGGCUGCCAAGCAGGCCACGAGCCCUGAAGACAAGAAGAGGGCUGUCAGGUGUUCCAUGAGCCACAUAGCCCAGAUACCUGUCAAACACGACUCCCUGAAGGAAGAAUUUGCCCAGCUGUCCUUUGACCUGAACCAGCGCUUGAGUUAUCUAGCCAAUAUGGGAGGCCCUUCCAGCCUUGGGAGAACAGUGGACAUAUUGCAGAAAAAGAUUGGCAGCCUCCAGAAAUCUAGGCUCAAGGAGGAAGAACUUGAGAGAAUUUGGGGCAACCAAAUAGAGAUAAUGAAGGAUCGUUACAUCACUUUGGACAAGGCGGUGGAGAAGCUGCAGGUUCGCAUGGAUGAGUUCAAGACUCUCCAGGCUCAAAUCAAAAGACUGGAAAUGAACAAGGUGAAUAAGAGCACGAUGGAGGAGGAGCUGAGAGAGAAAGCCGACAGGAGUGCCCUGGCAGGCAAGGCAAGCCGAGUUGACCUGGAGACUGUGGCCUUGGAGCUGAACGAGAUGAUUCAGGGCAUGCUCUUCAAGGUCACGAUCCAUGAGGACAGCUGGAAGAAGGCUGUGGAGGAGCUCAGCAAGGACGUGAACACCAAGUUAGUCCACAGUGAUCUGGAUCCCUUGAAGAAAGAAAUGGAAGAGAUCUGGAAAAUCAUCCGGAAGCUGCUGAUUGAGGGCUUAAGAUUGGAUCCUGACAGUGCUGCCGGCUUCAGGAGGAAGCUGUUCGAGCGUGUGAAGUGCAUCUCCUGUGACCGGCCCGUGGAGAUGAUGACUGGCCCACAGCUGAUCACCAUCCGCAAAGCCCACCUGCUGUCCCGGCUACGGCCAGCCAGCGCCAACAGCUACGAGUACUUGCAGCGACAACAGAUGAGGGAACAGCAGCGGCUGCAGCUCCAGGACCUCGGUAUCCAGGAGGAUUGUCAGCAGGACUGGGGUGAUGGCCCCCAAAACGCCACCAGCCUCAAGUGCAAGUCCUGCAACCUGUCGACGCUCUAUCCCUACGGGGAUCCCCACGUGAUCAACUAUGACAGCGCCGAGGUGGACAUCCUGGGCGUGGAUGGGAUCCUGUACAAAGGCCGCAUGAAUAGCCAGAGCGGGGCUCAGCCCUCGGCCGUCGCAAAGGAGCUGGCAGCUGCGAAGGCUCCGUGUCCCCCGUCACAAAGCCUGUAUGACCGUGUGCACUCCAGUGCCCUAUUUGGCACCAUCUGCCCCCCCCUGUGCCCCCGCUCCAGUGCCCGCUCAGCUGCCUCAGGCCCUCACGCGACGAUGCCAGCUCAACCACCUUCCCUGCCACCUCUGCCGCUGCUGCCACUGCUGAUUCCACCCCUAAGGGACCCCCAGCAGGCCCCAGGGUCCACCAGGCUCUCAAGAGCUCUGCACAUUGCGUCCCCAGUCAGCAGGAAGCCCCCCGAGGAGCCCGCCAACCCGUGAGCCCCACCCCACUGCGCCCCCCAUCGCCAAGUCCCCUCCACGUCCGAGGCUCAGACCCAUGCACCCCCCCACCCCCACCAA
This is a messenger RNA of Nomascus leucogenys (northern white-cheeked gibbon), 3471 nucleotides long. It is a transcript of the gene C18H16orf96, whose product is annotated as chromosome 18 C16orf96 homolog. The record is from RefSeq and is a predicted model, not a curated record. NCBI's taxonomy places the organism in Eukaryota, Metazoa, Chordata, Mammalia, Primates, Hylobatidae.